Messenger RNA from Leptosomus discolor (cuckoo roller), 3270 nucleotides. RefSeq names its product oxysterol binding protein like 2 (gene OSBPL2). Gene Ontology annotation, cellular component: plasma membrane; perinuclear endoplasmic reticulum; cytosol. Lineage: Eukaryota; Metazoa; Chordata; Aves; Leptosomiformes; Leptosomidae. The record is from RefSeq and is a predicted model, not a curated record. Gene Ontology annotation, molecular function: cholesterol binding.
CAGAGCUCCUGAAAGGGAGACAAGCAAGAUGGGAAAAAUAGCAGGAAAAAAGGCUUUUUUUUAAAUAACAUCCCACCAGAACUUCUGCAUGGUAACAAAGAUCAUCUAAAGCAGCUGGGUAUUUGCAAGAGAAGACUUGGACAGCACACAGAUACUUAAUCUCUAAAUCAAGUUCAACGAUGCAUUAGAGGAAGCUGGACUGGCUGUACAGAGAUUUCACACUGAAGGAUGAAUAGUGAAGAAGAGUUUUAUGAUGCCGUUACGGGCUUUGAUUCUGACAAUUCUUCAGGAGACUUUUCAGAAGCAAAUCAUAAAGUUGCAGAAAUGCUUGAUCUAGAUCCACACCAAAGCAAUAGGACUGGAAAGCACAAUGGAGAGACAGAGAUUCAAGAAAAUGGAAUUAAGAGACACAGGACGUCAUUACCCGCCCCAAUGUUUUCUAGAAGUGAUUUUAGUGUGUGGAGCAUAUUAAAAAAAUGCAUUGGACUGGAGCUGUCUAAGAUUACAAUGCCUAUUGUCUUCAACGAGCCAUUGAGUUUCCUUCAACGGAUAACAGAAUAUAUGGAACAUAUAUACCUCAUUAAUAAGGCUUGUAGUCAUGCAGACCCCCUGGAGAGAAUGCAGGCUGUAGCUGCUUUUGCAGUUUCUGCUGUAGCUUCUCAGUGGGAAAGAACUGGCAAACCGUUUAACCCGCUGUUAGGAGAAACUUAUGAAUUAACCAGAGAGGAUUUAGGAUUUAGGUUUAUAUCUGAGCAAGUCAGCCACCACCCGCCUAUUAGUGCAUUUUAUUCUGAAGGCCUCAAUAAGGACUUUAUUUUUCAUGGAUCAAUCUAUCCCAAACUAAAAUUCUGGGGAAAAAGUAUAGAAGCGGAACCUCGGGGAACAAUUACUUUGGAGCUUCUGAAACAUAAUGAAGCUUACACGUGGACAAAUCCAACCUGUUGUGUACAUAAUGUAAUUAUUGGUAAACUGUGGUUAGAACAAUAUGGAACGGUAGAAAUUGUAAAUCACAGUACUGGAGAUAAAUGUGUCCUUAAUUUUAAACCGUGUGGACUGUUUGGGAAGGAGCUUCACAGAGUGGAGGGAUACAUUCAGGACAAAAACAGAAAGAAGUUGUGUGUGAUCUACGGCAAGUGGACAGAAUGCUUAUGGUGCACUGAUCCCACUACGUAUGAGACUUACAAAAAGAGUGAAAAGAGAGGUGGUGAGCAGAAGAAAUUGAAGCCGAGUGAAGAUGUUAUUAAAUCUGAAAAUGAUGAGGCUGAUGAUAUGCCAGAGGUUCAAGACACGGUGCAGUUCAUACCAGGCAGUAAAUUGCUUUGGAGAAUAAAUUGUAGGCCACCAAACUCAUCACAGAUGUACAAUUUCACCAGUUUUGCUGUGAGUCUCAAUGAGCUAGAAAAGGGCAUGGAAGCAAUAUUAGCUCCCACUGACUGUCGGCUACGUCCAGAUAUCAGAAAUAUGGAAAACGGAAACAUGGAUGUGGCUAGCAAAGAAAAAGAGAGACUAGAAGAGAAACAAAGAGCUGCUCGCAAGGAACGUGCGAAAGAUGAAGUGGAAUGGCACACACGAUGGUUUCAUCAAGGCACUAACCCAUACACUGGGACUUCAGAUUGGCUGUACUCAGGUGGCUAUUUUGAUAGAAAUUUCUCAGACUGUCCAGACAUUUACUGAAAUUACAGAACCGAUUGCUCAUCUCAUCUGGACAUCUAGUUACUAGAUUUCAUUCCAAGCCAGUUGCUCUGGUUUUGUCGAUAGCAAAAACCAGCUUUUCUAAGUAAAUUUUAACAAAAAUUCUAUCAGUCAACAAUCAAGGAUUUCAUUAUCACUAAUGUUGGAUUGCCAAAUAUUUAAAUACUGUUGCAUUCUUUCCAUAAAGCUGCACCUGAAAUCAUCAUAUUUUCACUAAUUUUCAAAGGGACCUUUGGUUCUUCAUUUUUUUCCCCCUAGUUUCUUUGUCAGGAAGAUAUGCUGUAUCCGGUAGAGCACAUAACAUCCUUGAAAACUACGUAACUUAAAUAAAAUAGAGAUAAUAUCCUUGUUACUUAGUACAAUAGUGAAGAAUCUGAAGUUUUUGGAACUCUGAGCAGGGAUGAAAAGCUAACGUGGUACCAAGAGGAUCCAAUCUAGUCCUGGCGAUGCUCCCCGGGCAGAGAUGCAUGUGAACUCCAUGGUAUGUAGCACUACGUGGGGACUGGAGCUCCGGGCCCCCCCUCUCUCAAUGCGAUUCAAUAAUCGAGAGACUCGGGGGAAACAAACCCCAACCUGAGCUCCUCAGACUGUAGGUGUCUGUUACAGAGUCUUCACACCUUUUGGACACUGUGAGCAUUAAAUGUAUACAUAAAGCGUACGUUAGAAGGGAAGGGUGCAUUAAAAAAAAUGUGCUUUUUCUGAAGUCAAACGCUGUUGCUAAAACCUGAGAAGUUUCAGAAGCAAUUGCAGGAACGUAGAGGUGGUUACAAUGUAAAAUAUAUUGCUUGCUACCACUUGGAGGCUUCAAUCUUCUGCACUACCUUUGGCAGCUUUGGCACUAUGUAUGCUUCUAGACUGAACUUUUCUUUGGAAGCACUUUGGUAUGUAUAUCCACACGAGUUCAUAUUUUGGGGAGGUUUUGGUUUGCAUGUCUUUCAUUAUUAGGUCAUGUCUGGUUUGUACGUUGUGAAAAAGCAGAAUCAAUUUAAAGCUUUGGCAGAGUUACACCUAUUACAAGUUUUCUGUGAGCACGUGAUGUCAAAAAGUGGGAUUUUUUUUUUGUUGUUCCUUAUCAAACUGUCAAAGCCAUAUAAUACUGAAAAUAAUCAAUUACUGAAUUGAUGCAUUCAUUUUUCUUUCAAGUGGUACACUUCGGGGGGGUAAGGGGGGAGAAAGGCUUGAAAAAUUAGGUCCAGUAAUUAAUCCUAAUGUUGCUUUUUCUUUUAUGAAAGCUUUUAAUUGAGUAGCCAGGCAAAAAUGGAGAGCAGCUGCACUGCUAUGAAGUUUACAGGAAUUCAGAAGUUGCUGGUGUUAAACCACCAGCAGCUUGAGGAGCUGAUGGAAGAACUGGUCUCAUUGAUGUCCAAAAACAUCUGUGGUUUCAUCCAGAGAGUACAUUUGUGAAGUGCAUCUCUCCCAGCCACAGGAUGAAAAAGCAAAAGAAAAUUAACAUACUGCUGGAGAAACAUUUUUGUAUCAAAUGAUGCAUCUGAUGAUUGGAUGAACUUUAAAUUUUGGGGAAAUUUAGUUGUAGUCUUCAGUGGAAAAAUAAGAAGCUGUAAAACUUUAAGGCAGUAA